GAGACACCAGACAAGAACACCAGCAAACCUGCGGCCACCAGCUGCGCUGCCGCCCGCCGUCCACGCGUCCAGGACCCUGUGUCGGACGACGCACUCGAAGCCGCUCCGACGGGCACCGCUACUCCUCUUUAACCGUCGACGACCCACCAAUUCUGGAGACUUCUCCUGCUCUGCAUUAACCAGCGAAAAGGAACAACAAUCAGCUCUCACAAGUUUCUGCUGUUGCUGACAUGGUAAUUAGAUGGCCAAGGAUGCUAACACCCACCCAACUCUCACAGAUUAUUCGUGAACAGAAGAACCCACUAAAAGCCCUUGAAAUCUUUAAUGAAGUGAAGCACAGAUAUCCAAAAUACAAUCAUAAUGGUCCUGUUUACGAAGCCAUGAUAAACAUUUUAGGAAGCAAUGGUCAGCUGACUGAGAUGAAACAUGUUAUUAAUCAGAUGAAGGAUGAUUCAUGUCAGUGCCAUGACUCAGUCUUUGUAAGUGCAAUCAAAACCUAUGCAAAAGAAAAAUUAAUCAAUGAGGCGGUUUUGCUUUUCAAAAGCCUUCCACAGUUCAACUGCGUUAAUUGGACUCGAUCUUUUAAUACUAUGUUGGAAAUACUUGUGAAAGAGUCUAAGCUUGAUCAGACAUAUCACAUCUUUCUUGAGAAUUCAAGCCGAUGGGAAGUGAAGUCUCGGACUUUUUCUUUGAAUUUACUAAUGGAUGCCCUCUGUCAAAUGAAAAGAUCCGAUCUUGCCUGUCAUAUUUUCCAAGAGAUGAGCCAUCAAACCUGCUGCUGUGCAGACAAGGAAAGUUAUAGGAUUUUGAUGAGCGGGCUGUGUCAAGAAAAGCGGUUUGACGAGGCUAUUCAUUUAUUGUAUUCAAUGUUCUGGAGGAUUUCAGCUAAGGGCAGCGGUGAAGAUGUUGUAAUAUAUAGGACACUUUUGGAAGCGCUUUGUGAUAAUGGGAAUUUCGAUGAAGCACUUCAGGUUCUUUCAAAGGUAUUGCAUAAAGGGCUUAAGACUCCUAAGAGACACCGAAGGCAAAUUCAAUGCCACUAUGAUUCAGAUAGUUGCCAUUUGAAUGCAUUUAUUAAUGAAGCGUUAAUCAUGGGCUUAAUUCCAAGUCAUAAGAGUUUCAGGGAACUGGCAAUUGGUUAUUAUUCCGGAGACAAGAUUGAUGAAGGUAACAAAGUGUUGAAUGAAAUGUUUAAGAAAGGGUUUAGACCAUCGUUGGAGAUAUAUGAGGCCAAGUUGCUGGCAUUGUUUAGACAACAUCGGGUUAAUGAGGCCAUGGAGGUUGUUGACCAGGACAUGGUAGGUAGCAACUGUCUUCCUAAUGUUAAGUUGUAUAAUACUCUUAUAAAAGGACUCUGUGAUGAAAAAAAAUCGGAUUUAGCCAUCAAGUAUUUUGAGAAAAUUCAUACGCAGCUAUGCUGUGUUGCCAACAAGGAAACUUAUGAGAAUUUAGUUGAUGGACUAUGUCGUGAAGGUAGAUACACAGAAGCAAGUCUUGUGCUGGACAGAAUGUUGAAUAAUUCUUAUUGGCCUAGAGUUGAAACUUUUAAUGCUGUGAUCCACGGUCUUUGCUUGGUAGAUUGUAAUUCACAUAAAGCAAUCAUGUUUUUAGAGGAGAUGGUUAGUCAAGCUAAGUUACCAGAAGCUCCUGUUUGGCAGUCACUAGUAGCAUCUAUUUGUACUGAAACUGCUGGAAACCGAUUUCUUUAUAGACUAUUAGAACGAUUGAGGAAGCCUUAACUAUGGUCUUACUCUAAUAUAUGUAUCUAAUCAAUCAUAUCUGAUUUUUUUACUAUGCAUGUGUGUGUCUCGCCUUGAAGAAUUAUUUAAUAAGCUAAUAUUUUCCAGAUGUUAUUUUUCAGCUUCAUGCAACCUUUGAUCUGAAACUUCUUGCCAUCUCAUCUGUUCUCUUAAAAUCCCA
Cuscuta epithymum is the source of this 1920-nucleotide messenger RNA. The record is from the annotation of a GenBank genome assembly. Lineage: Eukaryota; Viridiplantae; Streptophyta; Magnoliopsida; Solanales; Convolvulaceae.